AUGCCCGCGAAUGAGCCCACACCUACGACUGCUCCUGCAACUGAACAACAACAGCAACCGCAGCAGCGCGGUGGAUACCAGUCCGGUUUCGGCGGUGCGGCUGGCGGCAUGGGUGGAGGGCCUCGUGGACCUCGUCCCAACCCCCGGCGUCAGGAAGGACGUGAGGAGUGGACUCCCGUGACCAAUCUUGGCCGCCUGGUGAAGUCUGGCUCCAUCAGCACUUUGGAUGAUAUCUUCCUCUAUUCCUUCGCCAUCAAGGAGGCGCAGAUCGUGGACUACUUUUACGCGCGGUCGGGUCCGGGUGCCGUGGAAGAUAAGUCGGGCAAGCCUGUGUUGCACGACGAAGUGAUGGGCAUCAAGCCGGUCCAGAAGCAGUCUGCUUCCGGUCAGAGGACGCGUUUCAAGGCGUUUGUGAUUGUGGGUGACAACAACGGGCACAUCGGCUACGGCACCAAGUGCGCGAAGGAGGUGGCCACCGCCAUCCGCGGUGCUAUCAUCUGCGCGAAGCUCGCCAUCGUGCCCGUGCGUCGUGGAUACUGGGGUAGCAACAUCGGCGCACCCCACACCGUGCCUCUUAAGGUCAGCGGUAAGUGCGCCUCUGUCCUUGGCCGGCUCAUUCCUGCCCCCCGUGGAACCGGCAUCGUGGGAUCCCCCAUUGCCAAGAAGGUGCUCCACUUCGCUGGCGUUGCCGACUGUUUCACCUGCUCCAGCGGCCACACCCGUACCUCGGGCAACUUCGUCUGCGCUUACUACCGCGCCCUCAGCAAGACCUACGGCGUCCUCACCCCGAACCUCUGGGCCAUCUCCGGGAACACCGCCAAGUCGCCCCUCGACGUCUACGCCAAGGCCCUCGACAAGGCCAACAAGACCGUCGCCGUCGCGGCCGAGGAACCCGCCGAAGAGUAA
Messenger RNA from Gregarina niphandrodes, 906 nucleotides. RefSeq names its product putative 40S ribosomal protein S2. Gene Ontology annotation, cellular component: ribosome; cytosolic small ribosomal subunit. The transcript has 2 exons. Gene Ontology annotation, molecular function: RNA binding; structural constituent of ribosome. The record is from RefSeq and is a predicted model, not a curated record. Lineage: Eukaryota; Apicomplexa; Conoidasida; Eugregarinorida; Gregarinidae. Gene Ontology annotation, biological process: translation. Bases 1 to 906 code for a protein of 301 amino acids.